Molecule: messenger RNA, 2302 nt
Organism: Manacus vitellinus (golden-collared manakin)
Lineage: Eukaryota; Metazoa; Chordata; Aves; Passeriformes; Pipridae
Gene: EFNA5
Product: ephrin A5
Exons: 5
Coding region: 178-624 (148 amino acids)
Biological process (GO): regulation of actin cytoskeleton organization; ephrin receptor signaling pathway; axon guidance
Cellular component (GO): external side of plasma membrane; plasma membrane
Molecular function (GO): ephrin receptor binding
Source: RefSeq, a predicted model, not a curated record
CCAAUUCACUGUGAGUGUAUGUGUAUGUGGGGAAAGGCUGGGCCCAGACCUGCAGGUCCAUGAUUCCAGAGAGGCGACUACCACAUCGAUGUCUGCAUCAAUGACUACCUGGAUGUGUUCUGCCCUCACUAUGAAGACUCAGUGCCAGAAGAUAAGACCGAACGCUAUGUUCUGUACAUGGUGAACUUUGAUGGCUACAGCUCCUGUGAUCACACUUCCAAGGGGUUCAAGAGGUGGGAGUGUAAUCGGCCGCAUUCCCCAAAUGGACCAUUGAAGUUCUCGGAAAAGUUCCAACUCUUCACGCCCUUCUCACUAGGAUUUGAGUUCAGGCCAGGCCGGGAAUAUUUCUACAUCUCUUCUGCAAUCCCAGAUAAUGGAAGGAGAUCCUGCCUAAAGCUUAAGGUCUUUGUGCGACCAGCAAACAGCUGUAUGAAAACUAUAGGUGUUCAUGAUCGUGUUUUCGAUGUUAACGACAAAGUAGAAAAUUCAUUAGAACCAGCAGAUGAUACCGUACAUGAGUCAGCCGAGCCAUCCCGUGGUGAGAACGCGGCACAGACACCAAGGAUACCCAGCUGGCUUUUGGCAACUCUAUUGUUCCUCCUGGCAAUGCUUUUGAUAUUAUAGCAGAGUAUGCUCCGGCAACCUGUCGCAGAAAAUAUCAGGGUCUUGGAACAUCAAAGAUCCACCUAACUGCUCAUCCCAGGAAAGGGACUUUAUUGUUUUUGCAGAUGUCAAAUUGUUAUUUUUCCCUUUUCUUCUCCCUUUUAGCCUGAACUCAGCAAAAAUUUGAAGGGGAUAACUAGCUUCAGCACCCACCCCUACCUACCCUGUGACUUUCUUAACCCCUCCAUAUAAAUAAAAGGACUCCAAAUGAAAAUGCCAAACUAUAAUAGUGACACUAGUGAUUCUUAUUUUCCUCUGCAUUCUCCUUUAAAAAGUCACCUCUGUUAGCUCACUGUGUCAUCCGUAUGUGGACUAGGAAGAAUAGUGGCGGAUACAGUCAGUGAGAGAUAAGGAAAGUGAGUGAAAACCUGGGAGAGUCUUUCUCUGUGAUACAAUAUUUAUGCCUUCUCAUUCAGCACUGUAGGAUGAUCAUGCAAGGCAUUGUGUCACCAUGUCAGGACUGGAGGGGAAAUAUUAAGAGUAGACAUAAUAUAACACCCUUACCUCCAGGAGUUUCUAAAUGAACUGGCUUCUGAAAGGGAAAAAUGAUGUUUCUUAUAGGACUGUCUUGAAAUGUCUUUGACAGUAAAAUUUGUGCUCACAAGUAGUAAUGCUGUCUUUGGUGAGAGGAAGAAGUUUAGUAUUUAGGAAUGUUAGCAUACAACAGGCAAGGUCAGAUUUAGGAAACUUCACUGGGGGUGUGAGUGCCUCUGUUAUUUCGUUUUAAGGGGAUAAUGCACACCGGAUUAUUUUAUUUUAAAACAAAUCAACCGUGGUGCUACAAUUUUUUCUUGAAAUGCAGAGGCACUUUUGAGAAUAAAGUGACCUUCCCCAGCACUGACUUAGUAGCUGAUAGCCUUGGAUGCUGCUCUGGGUGUUAAUACAUGCUAAAAGAGGACAUCGGUGGCCAGAUGAAACGUUUGAGACACAGGAUCUUCAGUGUGCUCUUGAUUUGUCUCUCCUGCAAGUUCCUCAGUCAUGGGAAUAAACCACAUGUAGAAGAAGCCAGGGCACUCUAAUAGCAUUGUUUGAUGGGGGGAAAGAAAAGUGUGGAAUAUGAAUUCAAGUGUUGAUUUUUGUCUUUUCACCUUCCAGCACAGUUUGAAGAGUAGAGGAAACAUGUUUAUCAACCGGAGAUAAACUAGAUGGGCUCCCAAAGACUUAACAAAAUAUUUUUUUAAAAAUCCACUAGAAUAGAAAAUACAUUAUUUAGAUAUACUUUAUGCUGAGAGUGAGUAUAUAUGCUUGUCCUGUUCAAACAUGUGAGAGAAGUGGUAACCCUUGAUGCAAUUAGCAAAUGGGACUGUCUUGUUGAUGGAACUAGGUAUGACCUUGUUAAGGAAUCUGAGCCUUGGCUAACACAAAACUUUAAAAAGUACUUUGCCAGGAAGUGCAAGCCUUGGAGUGCUUUUUGGCUUGGCUACCAUGGAAUUUGGAUGCUAAGCAUAAUCAGUGAAAUUUCAGACUCAGACUGAAACAGAGCUUUUCUGACAAAAACUGGUAAUUACAUUAAAUGUGAAACAAAACACAGAGUGCAUUCAAGCAAAAUAAGAUUUUUACAUAUUAAUUAUGAAGAAAAAGUCUGCCGUAACAAAAUUGAGUGAUGCCAUUAAUGAACAGCACUUCGUAGGCUUUGUUU